CGGUGCCAUGCCGUUCCUUGGGCAGGACUGGCGGUCCCCAGGCCAGAGCUGGGUGAAGACAGCCGAUGGCUGGAAGCGCUUCCUGGAUGAGAAAAGCGGCAGCUUCGUGAGCGACCUCAGCAGUUACUGCAGCAAGGAGGUAUACAAUAAGGAGAAUCUUUUCAACAGCCUCAACUACGAUGUUGCAGCCAAGAAGAGAAAGAAAGACAUACUGAACAGCAAAACCAAAACUCAGUAUUUCCAUCAAGAAAAAUGGAUCUAUGUUCACAAAGGAAGUACUAAAGAGCGCCAUGGCUACUGUACUUUGGGGGAAGCUUUCAACAGACUGGACUUCUCAACCGCCAUCCUGGAUUCCAGAAGAUUCAACUACGUCGUAAGGCUGUUGGAACUGAUAGCAAAGUCACAGCUCACAUCCCUGAGUGGCAUCGCCCAAAAGAACUUCAUGAACAUCUUGGAAAAAGUAGUACUGAAAGUCCUUGAAGACCAGCAAAACAUAAGACUCAUCAGGGAACUUCUCCAGACCCUCUACACAUCCUUAUGCACACUGGUCCAGAGAGUUGGCAAGUCUGUGCUGGUGGGCAACAUUAACAUGUGGGUGUAUCGGAUGGAGACCAUUCUACACUGGCAGCAACAGCUGAGCAGCAUCCAGAUCACGAGGCCUGCCUUCAAAGGCCUCACGUUCACCGACCUGCCUGUGUGCUUGCAACUGAACAUCAUGCAGAGGCUGAGCGAUGGACGGGACCUGGUCAGCCUGGGCCAGGCGGCCCCAGACCUGCACGUGCUCAGUGAGGACCGGCUGCUGUGGAAGAGACUCUGCCAGUACCACUUUUCCGAGCGGCAGAUCCGCAAGCGAUUGAUCUUGUCUGACAAGGGACAGCUGGAUUGGAAGAAGAUGUAUUUUAAACUGAUACGAUGUUACCCCAGGCGAGAGCAGUAUGGAGACACCCUGCAGCUCUGCAAACACUGCCACAUUCUCUCCUGGAAGGGCACUGACCAUCCGUGCACAGCCAACAACCCAGAGAGCUGCUCUAUCUCACUUUCCCCGCAAGACUUCAUCAACCUGUUCAAGUUCUGAAUCCCAGCCCGUGACGGCACUUCACAAGGCCCUGCCGAUCAGAAGGCUGCGAGUCCAGAUAACUUGGUCUGUAAAUAGUGUACAUUUUAAGCCUUGGCUGGACACUUCUGAGUGAAGUCACUGAGAAGGGACGCAGUCGCCAAUGGGGAUUUACAAAUGUGAACUUCACGUUAGAACUGAACUGGUACGGAAAAGCAGAGAUACUGUAAAUAAGACUUUUUUUUUUCCCCUUAACAAUUCGCCAGCAAGACUAUAAAGGCAAGAACUCUUAUGUCUGCCGUGAAAAUGGAGUCCUCUUGAUGUUCAUGGAAACUUCCUAGUUCCCUAGGAAGAAAAAUGCAAAACUCAAAUACAAGAUAGAACACCCUGUUUACAAUGUGAUCGUGUUGUUAAGACGUAAGGAAGGAGGAAAAGAAUGCUACAGUUGAGAAGUCCUUGGGCUUUGGGUUUGGAUCUGGGGUUUGUUUUGAACAGGCAAAGAAGUCCACCCAUCUGAAUCCUGCACGGGGCAUAAGGCCUUAUCCUACGAAGAUGCCACACAAUGGUCUACCUCUACAAGCAUAGAGUGCUCUCUGGCAGCAUACAUUAUCUCGCAGGCAAUGUCUGUGUUUCAUGUAAGUUCUUUCAUCUGUAAACUGAUCUAAGAUGGGAACGAAUUAGGAAAAAAAAAAACCCUCUUCUUGGUUCUGACUUCCUUUUCCCUCUCCUCUCCAGUAACUACACGUUGUUUUCCUCCCAUGUGGUAGCUCAUGCAGGGAACCGGAAGGCUAGCUUAAGAACAGCUCCAGCAGAAGUCAUGGAGAGCUAGAAUUAGGCACCUGUAGAUGUGAAGGCUUGGCACUUCUGAUUGAACUCUACCCUCUUCUAAUUAACUUCUGGGCUUGUCUGGACUUCCUCGGGUAUCUUCAUGGAUUAGUGAACGUCUGUGAACGUAGUGGCGCCCAAGACCUGAGGCUUGAGAGACACACACUUUUCACACCAGCCAAUUAAACAUUCUGAUAGCUGCUGCUUCCCCUGGGCAGGGUAAUGAGCCGAGGCUCUUUCUGUUCUUUAGGUCCACCAUCAAACUUGAGUCGUCCUGAACUGGGACUUUUCACAAGCGUGAUUUAAAAGGAAGCCUGGAGUUCCAGCCAGAUAGAGAGAUGAGUUCAUCUUAAACUUGUUUCAGGACUGAGUUAAAAGAAAGAGUUAAAAGACAAAGGAUCCCCGGGGGUCUUGCAAGCAGAGAUAUGAACACUGUGGAAGAAAGCAAAUCUCAGGACUUCAGGAGUUAAUUCCUGGGGUGGGGAAAAUGUUAUUUUUUACUUUUUAUAGAUUGUUGCUUUUCUACAAUGUACAUUUGCAGUUGUAUUUGCUUUUUUUUUUUUUUAAUCUUCAAAUAAAACUGCCACUAUGCAUGUCCCUGGCAAAGAAGCAGAAAUAGAAAUUUGUUCCAUAUAAAUGUUAAGUAAGGUAUUGUGUAACCUGAAGCAUUGAUGCUUGGGGUGGUCCUUGGAGGAGAGGAAAGAUGGCCGAGCAUACACAGGAACAAGGGACAGUCAAUGCCUCUUCCUUCGGUGGUAAUACUGUGCAGGCAGAUGGAGUCUGCAGGGCUCCCUGAUUGGCAGUCUCUGCACUUAACACCGGAAGUUCUCCAUACUUCCUUCUUCCUUGAGGGGCAAAUUAAGUUGAAUCUAGAGACUUGUAAUGCAAAAAGGGAAAUGUGAAAGAACAAGAGUUGAUGUAUAAAGUUGAACUUUAGAGAGUUUAAACCUGUAAGGGUUUUCUAUUUGUUCUAUUUGGUUUCUUUUUUAAAAAACAAAACAAAACAAAACAAAACAAAAAACUCUUCUCCCCAGAAUGAUUUUUACAUUAAGAAUGUAGGGCUGGGACUAUGAAGGAAAAGAAAGGAAGGGAGGGACAGAGAGACAGACACUUUUUUCCAUAAUUGUCAGACUCUCUACACCAUCUCGCCUUCUGUAAAGAUGUGGGGUGGAGCUGGGUCUGCCGUUGCUGUGAAAAGCACUGGCCACGGUGAUUCUGAGUGACACUGCUAGGGUUAGGGGCUCAUGGCCUUUCACAUGUCCUCAUCAGCCUGUCGCCACUGCUCUGUCGUGUUGUUUAGAGAUGGAAGGUUGCUGGGAACUUGGAGUUCCCAGUCCCAGCAACUCUGCCUGCUUUGGACUGGCAGCAGAAAACCGAUGAGCCGGUCUCGUGGAGAGUGUCAGCAAUGCACAUGUAUAUCAUACAUGCCCCAGGCAGCAACCUGCCCCUGUGUAAAAUGACCCUGGCCCCUAGCAGUGAGGUCAGAGCUCUUCGGAAUGUUGACUAGGUGCCUGCAGAUUCUCCAUGAACCUUGGUGUCAUUGGUAUGUGGCACAACUGAAGAAUUGAUUUAAGAAUGAAUAAAGGAACAUGGAUGGGUCCCUUUCAUUGGUCAGGAGAAACUAGGAAGGAUGUGGCAGGUGGAGAGGGAGUGGGCGAGGAGUAGAAAUGAUGUGUCUUUGAUGGUCUGUGUGGGGAGGAGCGACGGGGUGAGUAGAGCAGGCAAGAUGUCCAUAUUAGGCCACGGCUAGAGCCUCACAUCCAAGUAACCGGAGUUGAAAACUUUUGCUCCUAGGACAUGAAUAGUCUAUAGAAUUCCUCUUGGCAAACCCACCCAGGACUCCCAGACCUCCAACACAAAAACUAAGAAUCCCUGACCCAGAACUGCUGCUACAAAAGCAAGAGGGGCGUGGCUAUAGAAAUUGCUAGAAAAAUUCUUCCAACACAAAGAAAAAAUAUGUGUUUUCUCUCCACUGUACCUUCCUGUCCCUCCUUUGCAUGUUGUAAAGCAGGACUAGAUAUGCCCACUCUGAAGUCAUUCAGACAGCAAGAGAAGGAAAAGGUUCUGUCCAAGCCACUUGAGCAAACCCAGGGUAAUGGUGACUCAAAACAUUGGAGAGCAGUCAGCUGAGUCUCUGAAGAGGGAGAACCAUUCCAUAUAAAGUUUAGGAAUGCUCCUCUUAUCGCAAGAGCCAGUAAAAGAAAAAAAUAAACCCAGUGACACUAGACCAUGUCAUGACUCACCACUAUUGAGUGGACAGGUGCAUCAGUUGAAUGGGAGGGAAGGGUGGCAGAAAGAAUCAGCAGUUCCGAGGUGGGGUCCGCAGCCCAUCAGCUGGGAGAGGCUUUCUGGCUAGUGAUGAUCGAUUUCAGAUGAAAGUGGUUUGGACAAGAUACUUCCCCUGCAAAAGCUCUCAGCAGAAGAGCUGAUCUACUUGUGACUGGGAGAGCCAGCUAGUGGGUGGCUCAUCCUUGUGGCCUCACAAACCCUUUCCCAUGAGGUGCUUGCUAUGGACAUAGACUCCUUAUUUUUAUUGUUUUGCAUGGAAGAGAAAAGGCUGGGGAUUUGAUUUGUCUAAGCGAUUGGUAUGAUUCAUGGAGAGAUAAAUCAUCGCAAGAGGCGUUUAGCAGUAUAUGGUUCUCGGCAUUCAAAACAAUGUUUAUUAUAAAACAUGCACCUGGGUUUAUGUUUUUCUGCCUGGCUGCAGGGCAAUAACAUCUUGCUAUGCAAACACUCUAAGUUUUAUGUGUGAAUUUUUGACUGUAAUUUUAUGUGUGCAUUUUUUUAACUAAACUAUCAUUUUCUAUGCUGACAUCUGUUGUUGUUUUUAAUCUGUUUCCAACUAUCUGAGUCUGUGAACCAUCUCUUCUGACUGGAUGCUGGCUUGAAACCCGUCAGUGCUUAAACAGACUCAAACACCCUGAACCUCUGGGGCAGACACAGGGAUCUUACUUUGAUAUAUCAUGGGCCAUCUAUGGCUUUAACAAACAAGGUAGUAAUUCCUCUAAAUUCUGUGUUUUCCUGCUCUGCUUUGCUGAAAAAACAACAAAGCAAACAACAAAACCACUUUUGGUUUUCUAGAUGAAGAAAAUUCCCGUCCCAGACUUUAGACCAAGAAGGGUUUUAGAGAGGAUGCAUUCUGGCAUUUCUGCCUUUCAAGAUGCGGAAGCCUUUCCAGAGCUGGCGGGGUGGGGAGCCUUCCUCUACACUCCCUGGGAAGUCAGCAACAGAGCUGAACAGAAACCUGGAGCUUCCUGAUGCCAGAGCUCCCAGUGCACCUCCCACCCAAGCACCUUGUGGGCAUCUGUAGAUUCACGACACUCAGUGUGACUCUUCCAAAGAUCCUCACUGUGGGAGGCAGGGGAGACCAUCCCAUGAUGGGCAUGCGCCACAAAGUUUUCCAAACCUUUUAAGUCUGAUUCUUUACUGGAGAAGUUAGGGGGUCCCUUUUCAUUUUCACACCCUUUCACUCUGCUGUGACUAUAGCAUUCUACUGAGCACAGCCUGCUUGCUAGAAAGUAACCAGCAUGCCAGGUACGUGGUGCACACCUGUAAUCUUCGCAGAGGCAGGAGAACUAGACUCCUAGCCUGGGCUACAUAGCAAGGUCUUGUUUCAAAAUCAGCAGGAAGCAAACACCAUGUUUUGACAAAUUCGACCUUCCCUGGGGUUUUUACAUAAUGCCCCUUUAAGAACAGACACAGUGUCCUGGGGAGAUGGCUAGUUAAUAAAGUACCUGCUAUGCAAGCAUGAGGACCUGAAUUCAGAUUCCAGCAACCAUGUAAAAGCCAUCUUUAGUGCAUGGGGAGGAGUUCACGGGCCAGCCAGUCUUAAGAACCAAGUGAUGGCCAGGCUCAAUGAGAGACCCUGCCUCAAAAAUAAAAGUGGACAGAGAUCCAGGAAGAUGCCCAAUGUCUGCCCUGGCCUCCAAAUGCCUAUGCAUGUUCACACAUCCCCAGGCAUACUAGCAUACACACGUACACAUGCACACACACGCACACACAUGCACAUAUGCACAAAAGAAUAGAUAAAUGUUGACCUAGCUCCUGCUGGUACCCAAGCAUGUCUUCUCCCCUGAAACGGAAAGGUGUGUUUAAGGCAUCUCUCCUCCUCCCUGCUCCUCUUUCCGGUGAGCCCCACUACAAGAUCCAGUGAGGUUCUGUCUGGUGGGAGUUCGGUCUGUUCAACCUUGUUUGCAGUGAGCAGAAUUUAUCUCACAAGGCAAGGGAUGGUGAUAGCCAUGAUUUUUGUCUGGGGUGCCUUUUUCAAAGUGUCCUUGACUUCAGCAAGCAAGGCUUCUUGAGGAAGCUCUCUGAACUGAGUCCCUCUCCCAUUUGGAAGGAAAUGGAUGGCUACAUCCAAACUCCAAGUUUCUGGAUGCUCCAUAUGCUUCAACAUUACUGAACAUGACUCUGUCUUUGAGUAUAGAUACAUGUGUUAACUAUGCACAAGGCUGUUUAACAGGUGGCUCCAAGCCUUGCUUCAUACUUGGGAGCCUUUGGUGCCAUCUUUAUACUACCAAAUGCCAGUCACCCUGGCUAAAGAGAGUGUAUAUUAUAGUCCAUGUCUAAGCUUAGAAGCUUUAAGUGUACUUUUUAAAGAAAACUAUUAGAGUGGGUGGAAUGUUUUAACUAAAUGUAUAAGGUUAGACAGAUUACAUGCAAAGAUGAUUGUUUAAUAUUGAAUAAUCUGAGUCCUAUAUAACUUAUUUGCACACCUUUCUUGCAUGAUGAACUGACUUUUUUAUAGUUGUUUGUACCAGACAGUGGCAUAUUUUUGUAAACAUUUUUUGACACUGAAUUGCAAUAAAUGUUUUUCCAACAAUA
This is a messenger RNA of Peromyscus californicus insignis, 6703 nucleotides long. RefSeq names its product F-box protein 32 (gene Fbxo32). The record is from RefSeq and is a predicted model, not a curated record. Gene Ontology annotation, biological process: protein ubiquitination. Gene Ontology annotation, cellular component: cytoplasm; SCF ubiquitin ligase complex; nucleus. The transcript is spliced from 9 exons. Lineage: Eukaryota; Metazoa; Chordata; Mammalia; Rodentia; Cricetidae. Gene Ontology annotation, molecular function: protein binding. Bases 8 to 1075 code for a protein of 355 amino acids.